Oncorhynchus mykiss (rainbow trout) is the source of this 728-nucleotide messenger RNA. It is a transcript of the gene iip2, whose product is annotated as interferon inducible protein 2. Lineage: Eukaryota; Metazoa; Chordata; Actinopteri; Salmoniformes; Salmonidae. The record is from RefSeq and is marked provisional. Gene Ontology annotation, cellular component: plasma membrane.
CUCACAAAUUAAAAUUUUCUUCGGCUCGCUCUUUUUCGUUUGCCCGAGAAGCUUUGUGUUUUUUUAACACUAAGCUAAAUAAGAAUCUGUAUUCGCUUGCCAUGGAUCAAUCACCAUCCUAUCAGCCAGAGUUUGUCCCAAUGAACGGAAAUAAAUACAUGCGCCUUGAAGACCCUCACGGAGCGCCCAAGUUCCAACAUACCGUCGUCUUGGGACUGCCCCAGCCCGUUGUACCUCAGCCCAGGGAUCACAUUAUCUGGUCGCUUUGCAGCCUCGUGUACGGCAACCCAUUAUGUCUCGGAAUGUUAGCAGUGUAUUUCUCCAUAAAGUCCAGGGAUAGGAAGAUGGUUGGAGACUUGGAGGGAGCAAGAAAACACGGGAAGACUGCACGCUGCUUUAAUGUUGUGACCCUGACCCUGGUCAUCCUCGGGCUGCUCUUCCUCUUCAUCAUCUAUGGUUUCUUCAUCUACAACAUCUCACACUUGUAGUGUAGUUCCAGUCUUUGCUUUUGUCAAAAGUGUCUUUCCAGAUGUUUAAACACCUCUCUAGGAUUGUGUCCUGAUACAUUUCUCUUACACACACACACACACCACAGAAUUUCCCUCUGCACUGUGUACCAGAUGUUAUUUGCACCUCUUUAGUGAAGUGUUUUAGAGAUGCACGAUGAUUCUGUUGAAGUUUACAUUCAAAUGUUAUUUUCAUCAAUAAAUAUACGUUUUGUAAAUGCA